CACUAUACUUUACGACAGCGGCUUGGUUUGCGGCACACGUGUGUGUGUACAGCUGCAGUCCGGUGGUGUUGGAACUCUGUGCAUCAUGGCGAAAGUUUCCUCUAAGAAGAAAUUGAGUAAAACGAAAGCGAAGAAGAGCUCCGAGGUGGCCGAUGACAGCGCAGUGAAGAAGACGGAGGUGGUGUACGAUGAAGAAGAGGAUGAGGAGGAGGAUUUAAAUGACAAUGUCACCAGUGAGGAGGAGGAGGAGGACGGCGAGGAUGAACGGAGACGCCAGAAGCUCCUGGAGGCCAUCAGCGCUCUGGGAGGAAAGAGGAAGAAGACCCUGGGGGAGAGGUCGGAGGCGGCCGUGCAGCUGUCCGAGUUCAGCGUGAACGCGGAGGGAGAGGGCGACAAGAUCAACCUGUCCGACCUGAUCGGCUCUAUGGACAAAACCCCCCAGGUGUCCACAAAGACGAAGAAGCAGCUGAAGACGCUGCAGAAGAGCAACAGGACCGUGCAGAGUCCGCUCAGUAAGCAGGAGACUGAGAGGAUCCAGAGGGACGUGGCUUUCCAGAAGGCGGCCUCGGAGGUGACCCGCUGGAAGGGCAUCAUCAAGCAGAACCAGCGGGCCGAGCAGCUGGUGUUCCCCCUCAAUGAAGAGCCCCCCGGACCCAAACCCAUGGAGAGGGUGGUGACCGGCUGGAAGGCGAGGACCCCGCUGGAGGAGGAGAUCUUCGCCCUCCUCUCCGCCAACAAGCAGCCCAUCCAUGACCCCAUCCUGACCCCGCAAGAGGAGGUGUCCAUGAAGGCCAUGAGCCUGGAGGAGGCAAAGAUCCGGCGUGCAGAGCUGCAGAAAGCCCGUGCCCUGCAGUCCUACUACGAGGCCAAGACCCGCAGAGAGAGGAAGAUCAAGAGCAAGAAGUACCACCGGGUGCAGAACAAGGCCAAGCGCAAAGACUUUGUGAAGCAGUUCGAUGAGAUGGUGAAGUCGGACCCCGCUGCCGCCUUAGAGGAGCUGAACAAGAUGGAGCUGGCCCGCAUGCAGGAGAGGAUGUCGCUGAAGCACCAGAACAGCGGCAAGUGGGCCAAGUCCAAGGCCAUCAUGGCGAAAUACGACGAGGGGGCUCGCAAAGCCAUGCAGCAGCAGCUGGAGGUGAACAAGGACCUCACGCAGAAGCUGGUGACGGCGGUAAACGAUGAAGAGGAGGAGGAGGAGGAGGAGGAGUGCGAGGGAGGUGACCCCGAGGUGCUGCCUGAUUUUGUGAACGAUGCAGAGCAGGGAGUGGACUCCUCCAAUCCAUGGAUGAGAGGCAAACUCUCUGAAGACCCAGCCGAGAAGGAGACGAGUGAGAUCGUGGAUCUGACGGCAGAGGAGGAGUCUGCAGACGUGGAGGAGGAGGAGGAGGAGGAGGAGGAGGAGGUGAAGGAAACAGAAGAAGAAGCGCUCCUCAGAGAGUUUGACAGCAGGAGGAAACGGCGUCAGGCUCAGGAGACAGACAUGAUACCUGUGAUAUCUCUGGAUGACGAUGAAGAGGAGGAGAGUAAAACUGCAGUGGAGGAGGAAGAAGAGAGUAUAACUGCAGUGGAGGAGAAGGAGGAGAGUAAAGUUGCAGCAGAGGAGGAGGAGGAGAUUGCAGCAGAGGAGGAAGAGGAGCAGCUCUCAGAGUUUACAAACCUUUACAAAGAAAUCGCAGAGAGCCGACGCGAGGCUGAAGCUGAGCAGGCGGAGGCCGCAGCAGCGGCGGACGCAGAAACCUCCUCGGCUCAGCUGGAGGAGACCCUGAUGAGGAUCAGGACUCUGGAGGACACAGAGGAGCUCCUCAUGCAGGAGGACUCAGCCGCUGAUGAAGCACCUGUUCCCCCUCCCGCUGCAGAAGACCCGCCGCCUGCGAGUCAACCAGCGGGGACAAACAAAAAGAGGAAGCGAGGGAUCGAGCUCAAGCAAGUCCUCACCAAGGCGACCAAAGUGAUCCGGGUCCCGCUCGCUCAGACCGUGGAGGACGCCGAGGACUCUGACGACAAUCAGGAGCAGAGGGGGCUCAUCAGGGAGGCCUUCGCCGGGGACGACGUUGUCUCCGACUUCCUGAAGGAGAAGAGGAAGCAGGAGGAUGCGGGGAAGCCGCAGGUGGUGGACCUGACGCUGCCCGGGUGGGGCGAGUGGGGCGGGACGGGACUUAAACCGUCCCGCAGGAAACGCAAGAAGUUUAGGAUGAAAGCAGCGCCGCCUCCACCCAGAAAAGACGUGAGCCUCCCGGGCGUCAUCAUCUCCGAGAAGAGGAACCGCUCCAUCACGCUCCACCAGGUCAACACGCUCCCCUUCCCCUUUGAGACCCACACUCAGUUUGAGAGCACCAUCCGCACGCCGCUGGGCCGCACCUGGAACACGGAGCGGACCGUGAAAAAGAUGACCAAGCCGAAGGUGGUGACCCGGAUGGGCGCCAUCAUCGAGCCGAUGGCGAGGGAGGAGCUGAUGAAGGACAAGAAUCAGGCGACUGUGGCGGACAGAAACAGUGUGAACUCUGGGAAAAGGAAACGUUGACCUGAUUAAAGGAGCCAAAACAAUGUUUGACAAAAAAACGCUCAAUGUGACAUUUCAUCGUUUCUAUUUUCAAAAUAAAAUCUGUUGAAUCAAAUAUAAAAAGUCGGUGAAAAUACAUGGAAUCACUUCCUGCUGUAGAGUUCUAGUUGAUGUUUUUUUGCAGCAGCAAGAUGUGGAAGAAGUUGAAAUCAAUGUGUUUAAUGAGACAGAUGUUCAGUGAUUUAUGCUUCAAAAUAAAAGGUUAACAACAAACUGGUUAUUUAAAUAAACAACAAUCAUAAGUAAUCCAAACAUAACUUUUACUUCUGAAGUAUGAAACAAUCAGUUUGUAGUCUUUGUAAAGUGUGGAUAAAAACACAGCGAGUGUCUGACAAUGUUUUAAAGAGUCACCCCAAAAAGCAUGAAAUCACACUUUAUAUUAAGAAUCAGAAUGGGGCGCCGUUGGCCUAGUGGUUGUGUUGCCCCCCCCCCCCCAUGUACAGAGGCUGUGGUCCUCGUUGCUGACUGUGUUUGAUCUGCUCUGAAAAGAAAACUUGUUGAUGCAAA
Molecule: messenger RNA, 3067 nt
Organism: Labrus mixtus (cuckoo wrasse)
Lineage: Eukaryota; Metazoa; Chordata; Actinopteri; Labriformes; Labridae
Exons: 4
Coding region: 86-2521 (811 amino acids)
Biological process (GO): rRNA processing
Cellular component (GO): nucleolus; small-subunit processome
Source: RefSeq, a predicted model, not a curated record